AUGACGCUACUGUCACGAUGCAGCAACGCCAGCGCGACACGGUGGGUCUCGAGCGGCCUCUUGCCACUCCCGCCGUCGGCUGCGGUGGGGGCGAUGGAUAGUCUGGUCUAUCACCACUGUAUGCUCUACUGGGUGAAGCUCUCGUGCGAGGCGAUGCUGCAGCGCGACGGUGUGCUCCUCCCGCUGGCCCUUGAUGCCGCACGAGACACGCUGCGCUUUGUCGUGCAAGAUAUUUGCUGUGUGCGGCUCGCCACGGCUCCACGCUGCCUGCCCACCUGGCGGUUGUUAGACCAGGUGCUGAGUGAGCUUUUGCUCCACCAGCAGAAGCAGAAGCAGGUGGAGACUUGUGGUGAUAUGGAUUUGACCCCCGAAGCGGGUGUGGUGCGGCGCAUGCUGCUUUACCUCCGCCACUACAUCAUCCGAUACUUGGAAACGCGGGACCGCCCGUUGGAGGGGCAGUGCGGAUUCCUGCACUACCGUGGUGUAUUUGAUCGUGAAUCGGGAGGCGUAAACGGCGGUGGUGUUGCCUCUGGCGAGCGGCAUGAUGAAGAAUAUGGGGAAUGUGACCCGGCCCUUUCCGCCCAGGACCUGUGUGAUGCGUUGCUGCGACUUUGUGGAGGGCGUGACACAACUGGAGGUCAUUCUACCGGUGGGGAGUGCGGAUCAGAUGGUGAUGAUGGCAGUGGCGGGGGUGCCGCUCUUGUUGACGUGGUGGCGUUGGAGACAUUUCUGUACAACUACUUUCUCCAAAGCGCGCCUGCAGCGUUUGAUCGUCUUCCUAAGUCACAGGAGUAA
Molecule: messenger RNA, 795 nt
Organism: Trypanosoma grayi
Lineage: Eukaryota; Euglenozoa; Kinetoplastea; Trypanosomatida; Trypanosomatidae
Exons: 1
Coding region: 1-795 (264 amino acids)
Source: RefSeq, a predicted model, not a curated record